GUGUCAUUCUACUCAGUGAAAACCAAUCAUCCUGUCAAAGGAACAAAAAAUAUCCUGUAAAAGUGUAAAGAAUAAUCAUAUAUAUGAUAAACUCAGAAACCAACGUAAUUUAUUUGAUAAAAACGGACACAUGGACUACACUUUGAUAUGGUGUCCAGUCUCGCUCUCACCGGAACCAAACGAAAUCGCUUCCGGGUCGGAAAAAUCUCCUGUCAACACGUGAUGAAUAAAGUGUGUCAAACAGAUUCGGAUGACGUGAUCUUUAUUUCUGAAACGAUUGCACCAAAAACCAACAAGGUUGUUGUCAUUGAUCAGGUGAAGCGACUUGCUCUGCAAAGAGACAUUGAUCAGGAAUCUCUCCCUCAGCAGCCUUCAAAGUCAAACCACAGGUGUGCUCCUUUGCAAAGGCCUGAGGAGAAGAUGGAAAUUAACUUUGGGGAUGUGAUAGAAGAGAAUGUUGAAAAGAAAAACAAAAAACGCAAGAAAGAACAAACCUUGCCUCCAAAAAUGGACGACCCCACAAUUGCUGACGGCAACCCACACAGUGUGGAAAAGAAAAAGAAGAAAGUAAAAAAAGAGGGCUCGGGAGUGCAAAUAUUGGAGUUUUUAGAAAUAGGUGGUGAACUGAAAGAGAAGAGGAAAAUGAAGACAAAGGUGGUGAAUGUUUCGAAUAGUAUAGACGGAAAUGGCAAAGAAGCAAAAAUCAAGAAAAAGCUGACUGAUAGACAAGAGGGAACCGAAAAAACAGGGAAUAAGAAAAAGUCAAAGAAUAAAACUCAGAUUGAACAUGAAAAUAUUUGUCUUGAUGAGAAAGUGGCAAAGAAAGCCAAGAAAGAAAAAACUGAGUUUCAAUAUAUUAAUGGUUCUCAUGUUACAGAUGACAAUGUAGUCAGCAAAAAGAAACGAGAAGAGAAAAAAAGUGAGCGUAAGAAGAAAAAGAUGACAGAUAAAGUGACACAAAUUGAACAUGAAAAUGUUGGGGUUGCGGUAGAAGCAGAGAAGGUGCCAAAGAAAGCCAAGAAAGAACACAAUAAGAUGCCAAUUGUGAGAGACGAGGAGAAAAUUAAACACAAGGCAAAGAAGAAAAAGGACAAAGUGGAACAGGAUGAAAUAACUGUAACAAAAAAGAAGAAACUCGCUAAACUAAAAUUAGCUGAGCGUGUGGAGGCCGCAGAAACACCAGAUGGACAGGAGGUUGAUGGGGUGAAGCUGAAGAAGAAAAAAAAGAAGAAUGCCUCACCAGACAAUGGAAAACCUGAGGAUACCAUAGAGGAAGCACAGAAGGAAGAAAAAGUCACAAAGAGCAAGGUUGGCAUUGGGGAAGGUGGGAGAAAACGGGGGAAAAAAGGAGAAAAGGCCACGAAGAAAAAGUCUUAUGGGCUCGGCACAGAAGAAGAGACUCAAUCUACAAAGAAGAAAAAACUAAAAGUAGAAGAAAACCAGGAACAGAGCAAGGAAAGCAAAAAGAAGAUUUCUUUUAGGGAAUUGAAACCGGUUGAGGAAGUGUAUUCUUACACAAAUGUAAUGAAGAUGAUUAAGAAGGAGAAGGGAAUUAAUAAAGACUUGUACAACCAGGUGGACGCUCGCCAAGCAGACGUAGUCUUCUUGUCAGAGAAGACUGGAAACACUGAUGAGGUGACCAUCAACCAGGAAAGACGACAGGCUUUACAGAUGGAGAUUGACAAAGCCUCUCGGCCUCAACAAGUGCGCCAACCUUCAGGCUUUGGUCAGUGGGGCACUGCCCAGUUUGAAAGCUCCCAACAGAAGCACAAGUUCCUCAGGUUGAUGGGCGGCUUCAAGAAGGGCUUCCAGCCAGCUGCCGCUGCAAGCAUUGCAAAGCCAAAUAUGGCACUCUGCAAGGAUGCACAGGAACAUUUGCAGCAAGGACUCAUGGGAGAGUUUGAUCGUGCCCACUCACGCCGAAUAGACUUAAAUAGUAGAGGCGCCGGACUUGGGUUUAGUGAACUGUCCAAAAAGUUCACCAUCGAUGUCAAUACAUGUCGAUCUGUCCGCUUUGAUGAUUGACCGGCGCUCUGUAGGUCUGUUUUAAUAUUGUAUUAACUUUAGUCCUUUCAGUUACAUCAAGAUCUUUACUUUAUGAAUCCCUGUAAAUAAACAAAUACUACACAAAUGUUAUUUGUAUGACAGACACUUGCUUGAAACACCCUCCCCCCAGCCCAAAUUGUGAAAGUACAAUUACAAGAAUAAAAAAGGCAAAGCUGGAGGAUAACAUUUUUAUUUUAUUUUAUUCUUACAAACAUCUGCAAUUGGACAGAAAAGUGUUCUUCAUUUCAUUAAAAAAAAAAAAAAAAGAAAAAUGUUUCUGCUUGUUUGUUGUAGGCUCAUAAUGUGCUGGAAAACAAGGAAUUUAACUUGAUACAAAUGGACUUGAUGUGUGGUGGGGAAAGAGAGCACCAGAAAAUUUAAACUGAAUAAUGCAAUGGGCCAUUUUUAAAGAGCAGCCUCAUUAAGCUGCAUCUGAAUUGCUCCUUAAUGGAGUCCAAACUGCAAGAUUAGCCUUAAGGUCUGAUGUUUAUGCAAUGGGCAACAUGAUUUCAUUAGCACAACUUAACUGCUGGACAGAGAGCAGUGUGUCCAUUCGAUGUUGCAGUCGUGUUUCCAAGCUAAUACUCAGACAAAAUGUGCAGACAUAAC
Molecule: messenger RNA, 2655 nt
Organism: Phyllopteryx taeniolatus (common seadragon)
Lineage: Eukaryota; Metazoa; Chordata; Actinopteri; Syngnathiformes; Syngnathidae
Gene: knop1
Product: lysine-rich nucleolar protein 1
Exons: 7
Coding region: 148-2025 (625 amino acids)
Source: RefSeq, a predicted model, not a curated record